AUGUUGUCGAAACUCGCCCGCCCCACCCUCGCUCGACGAUCUCUCAUGGAGUUCUCCUGGCAAUCCAACUACAAUGUUGCCACCAACCGAGGAGCCAUGCGAGUCAAGAACUUCGGCUGGUACGGUCAGGUCGCCAUGAUGAUGAUCGCCCCAUUCAUGGUCUACAAGAUCCCCAUGACCACUUGCGGUCAGAACUUCCAGAUCUGGCGACACCAGAAGGCAUGGAAAUCCUACGGUAUCCACCGAUUCGAAGACUAA
Messenger RNA from Oikopleura dioica, 258 nucleotides. The record is from the annotation of a GenBank genome assembly. Lineage: Eukaryota; Metazoa; Chordata; Appendicularia; Copelata; Oikopleuridae.